Molecule: messenger RNA, 350 nt
Organism: Penaeus monodon (black tiger shrimp)
Lineage: Eukaryota; Metazoa; Arthropoda; Malacostraca; Decapoda; Penaeidae
Exons: 3
Coding region: 48-350 (100 amino acids)
Source: RefSeq, a predicted model, not a curated record
GAUGGGCAGUAUCAGUCAGUGCUGUGGCGCGCGAAACAGGAAACAAAAUGACUGGUUUCAACAACUUAAUUAUAGUUAGUACGGUCGUCUUUCUGCUUCAGGACAAGGGCCAGGCUGACAACGUGCUGAGUGAAAAACUGGCUAUCAUUACCGAUCUGAAGAGACCCGUUGUUAGGUUGGCACACAUCAACCUCGAAAACCAGACAUGCCAAACGGACGCCGAGUGCGCGCAAUAUCUACCCAGCCUCAACACAGCUCUCUCCAUAGUGAGCUCAGUUCCGUCCGCUCCGUACUGUUCGGAAAAGUUAUUACUGCAUGUUUGCACAUUUACGGUCGCUAUUCCAAGUUAA